AUGACUGACAGGAUAAAGCGAGCAUGGCAUCCCCAGGUUGGAGAGCUUCACGUGACCUAUCACCGAACUCCGAGAGUGGGGCCCCGAGCCGCACCCGCCAAGCAGCUGUCCCAUCCAAGAAACACCACGACAGGCAGUCGUCAUCUAGCCACCUCCAACAAAGCCAUCACCGAGCCACCUCACAGCAUCGCUGCUGACUUCCGAAAUCACGCAUACCCGGCGUCCUUGAGAGCAGAGCGCUGCCUUAUAUCCGCCACCUACCGAGCGAACCGACCGUCCGUCGCCCACCAACCCAAAAUGGAGGAAGAGCGUCUCUGGAAGUUCCGCAAGCCUGAGUGGCUCAACAGCGCCUGGUCGCGCAACGCGGGCGUCUACGCCGCGGGCGGUCUCGUACGUUUUGCUCCGAACCCUCCCCCCCCCCUAUCCGUCUCCCUCCUGGAAUCGCCGAGCUCACACGUUGCCCCCCCGUUCUGCCAGUUCUCCCUCGCCUUCUACGUCAUGCUCGACAGCGCCGUGUGGUCCAAGACGAUCAACGGCUCGGACACGCACGUCACCUUUGUCGACUGGCUGCCGCUCCUCUUCAGCAGCCUGGGCAUGCUCAUCAUCAACAGCGUCGAGAAGACGCGGCUGUCGGCCGACAGUUUCAGCUACUCGGGCAACGGCGUCGCGUGGAAGGCGCGCGUCGUGCUCUUCCUCGGCUUCGCGGCCCUCGCCGGCGGCAUGGCCGGCGGCGUCACCGUCUUUGUGCUCAAGUUUGUCGUCCGCGGCGUGGCCAUGCCGGCGCUGAGCAUGGGCGUCGAGAACGUUGUUGCCAAUGCGCUCGUCAUGCUGAGCAGCAUCGUGCUCUGGGUGAGCCAGAACAUGGAGGAUGAAUACAGCUACAACCUGUCGCUGUAG
This is a messenger RNA of Verticillium nonalfalfae, 897 nucleotides long. RefSeq lists its product as uncharacterized. The transcript has a single exon. Lineage: Eukaryota; Fungi; Ascomycota; Sordariomycetes; Glomerellales; Plectosphaerellaceae. Gene Ontology annotation, biological process: protein targeting to vacuole; late endosome to vacuole transport via multivesicular body sorting pathway. The coding region runs from base 1 to 897 and encodes 298 amino acids. Gene Ontology annotation, cellular component: Vps55/Vps68 complex; fungal-type vacuole membrane. The record is from RefSeq and is a predicted model, not a curated record.